Arabidopsis lyrata subsp. lyrata is the source of this 822-nucleotide messenger RNA. RefSeq names its product protein NUCLEAR FUSION DEFECTIVE 6, chloroplastic/mitochondrial. The record is from RefSeq and is a predicted model, not a curated record. The transcript has 4 exons. Bases 65 to 352 code for a protein of 95 amino acids. Gene Ontology annotation, cellular component: mitochondrion. NCBI's taxonomy places the organism in Eukaryota, Viridiplantae, Streptophyta, Magnoliopsida, Brassicales, Brassicaceae.
CUCUCUCCUCUCCAGAAAUCCCAAAAAAAAAAAAAAGGCCAAAUCGAAAGAUCCUAAACGUCCAAUGUCCGCCGCAAGGUCCGUCUUCCGCUCCGCCGCAAGCCGAGCAUCGGCCGCCGCGUCUAGAUUCUCCACCGGACCCAAGCCUAUGCCUUCAUCUGCACGGUCCGCGUUUCGGAUGCCAAAACAGAGCCCUCUUUCAAAUCGCAUUUUCAGAUCUCCGGUAGAACUAAGCUGUUGCGUGGAGACGAUGCUCCCGUACCAUACUGCCACUGCUUCCGCUUUGCUCAAUUCGAUGCUCUCUGUUUCACGCCGUGGUUGGAUCCUUGAUGGGCUAGACGAGACUAGAUGAAGAUCCAUCAACAAGAGUGAUAUUGCAAUGAUGAUGUAUGAUGAAUUACUGGGGAGAGGUCAGCGAUGCAUGCAGUCUAAGACAAGGUGGUGGUGAAAUGAAGCUUUUUUUUUGGGUUUUUUGAAUUUGAUCUUUGGGCAGUUUGUAGAAAGAAACCAUUAGAAGCGAUAAUAACAGGGUUGCGUCUCUUAGGCAUUUUUGUUUUUGUUUUACCGCAAUAAAUUGAGUCGAAAAUUUCUAAUGGAGUGCAUGUAUCGUUUGUUUUCUGGUGUUGUAGAUGGAUGAUUCUUGUCCUCACCAUUGCAGUAAGCAGGAAGAUUAUCUUAAGAGUUCCAAGACCCCUUUUGUUGAUUCUUAAACCCUAUCUGCAAAUGUUUUUACUAUUUUACUUUAUAAAUAUCCAAGUUGAAUCAGUUUUACAUGGGUUCGUUACAAAAUGGGAUAAAGCAAGCAGCUAGAUUUUGACUUAA